AAGCGUCCAGGUUUUAUUUCUAUUGCUAGACGGUCGGGAUCUCCCCAACAACUCGGAGCCGCCCCGUAGUCAGCUCACGCGGAGCCCCGGGUGCUCGCCCUUCUCUUCCCGCCUGUCCAAGCGCUUCGUUGAAGCUGGAAGAGCCUCUAUUAUCCUCAUAAUAAAUAGAAUUCGAGAGAGGCUGCAGCGAAUGAAGCCUAUAAAAGAGAAGGCGUGUCGAAGAUUCAGAAAAUCUGCCAAGACGAGGAGGGUGACCCAGGGGAAGCCAUCUUCAGGGCCUGUAUGCCGGCUAUGCCUCCAAGAACCUGGGGAUCCUGAAAAAUUAGGGGAAUUUCUUCAGAAAGACAAUCUCAGCGUGCACUAUUUCUGUCUUAUUCUAUCUAGCAAGCUGCCUCAGCGGGGCCAGUCUAACAGAGGUUUCCACGGAUUCCUGCCUGAAGACAUCAAAAAGGAGGCAGCCCGGGCUUCUAGGAAGAUCUGCUUUGUGUGCAAGAAAAAGGGAGCUGCCAUCAACUGCCAGAAGGAUCAUUGCGUCAGAAACUUCCAUCUCCCUUGUGGCCAAGAAAGGGGUUGCCUUUCACAAUUUUUUGGAGAGUACAAAUCAUUUUGUGAAAAACAUCGCCCAACACAGGACAUCCACCGGGGGAAUGUGGGAGAGGAAAGCUGCGUCUUGUGUUGUGAAGACUUAUCCCAAGCAAGUGUUGAAAACAUCCAGAGUCCAUGCUGUAGUCAAACUAUCUACCACCGCAAGUGCAUACAGAAAUAUGCCCACACAUCAGCAAAGCAUUUCUUCAAAUGUCCACAAUGCAACAAUAGAGAAGAGUUUCCUCAAGAAAUGCUAAGGAUGGGAAUUCACAUUCCAGACAGAGAUGCUGCCUGGGAACUCGAACCAGGGGCUUUCUCAGAGUUGUAUCAGCGCUAUCAGCAUUGUGAUGCCCCCAUCUGUCUGUAUGAACAAGGCAGAGACAACUUUGAGGACAAAGGGAGGUGGAGCCUUGUUCUAUGUGCUACAUGUGGAUCCCGUGGAACCCAUAGGGACUGCUCCUCUCUUAGAUCCAACAGUAAGAGAUGGGAGUGUGAGGAGUGUGCACCUUCGCCUAAAGUCACAGACUACAUAUCUGAAAACUCAGGUGACAUCCCCUGCUGCAGCACCUUCUACUCUGGGGGGCAUGACUGCAGAGACACCAGCCUGGAAGAGAAUUCGGGCCCUUCUUGGACUGAUUGGCCAGAACCUUCUUUAUUAGAAAAACCAGAAUCCUCUGGUGGCAGGAGGGGCCACUCCUGGUGGUCCAAGGGUGUCAAAAUCACUAAAAGCUGCAACAAAUACAAGUAACAGCUUCUAAGUAGUUGCUGCCAAGCACAUUUGGUUACAAAGCUGUGCUCCUCCACCAAGUUUGGGAAGGGAGCCCUUUGGGACUGUAAGACCAGGAAAGGGGGGCAGCAGUGAGACUAUGAACAAGGAAAGAGAAGUCCCAGAUGCCAACCGCAGUACAUGUGUAUGGCUAUGGUAGCUAGCACCUCUGCUCUUUCUGUCUGAUUCCCAGAAGGCCCUCUCUUCUCUUCUUCCACCAAGAUUGUUCCACCCUCAUCUGGUGCUCAUAUGCCUCUCUUACUUCACCCAGGUUUGUUAUGCAAAUAAAGGCUUUCUCUCCAUUGGUGUCUCCUUAUAAAUUCACUCUGGAUUUUAUCUAGCACAGUAAGGAAUCUGGAGGGUAGAAUGAGGGAAUAGGAAAACUAAAAUUCAAAGAUUUAAAUGUAGAAUUUUCAAUUUAGAACAUAGACACAAUGCUUUGGAGGGAAGUAUUUUGCAGGGAAAUCGACUUUAUAGAGACAGAUGUCAUCAUUGUGCAAAUAAACACACAGGUUCUCAUUAGGGAGGUGAGCCAGCAAAGGAGUCCACACUGGACUGAGAAUAGGCCACUACUACAAGGCCUGGGGCCGUGGACUCAGACAGGAGCAGGGACUGCCGUGCUCAUGUGGGGCAGAAGGGACUCCACUAACCUCCACAGCAUGAGUGAAGACACACCUCCACACACACCUUCUCAGCCUGGUGGCUCGGGCAUUUCCGGCAGGUGGGGAGCCAGGCCAAGACAGUUACAGUAAGCAGGCAGCUAGGAUGAGAAUCUGGCUGAAGGUCUUGGAAGAAAUGGAAUAGAACCUAUCUCAGGUUUGUUUGUUUAUGAUGAUUUUGUGUGAUUUGGAUUAGUAGGGCGAACUCAGGACCAGCACUAGAUAGUGAGUUCUAGGGGCUCACUGGGUCAUUGUCACUAACGGCAGAGGAUGGGGUUUUUGAUUCAAAUAUUGCUGUUCCUGGAGAUUUAUAUCGAGUUGUGCAUGGUGCUCGCCUUCAGAUUUGAACAGUUUCACUUGGAAUCACACGACAGUGGUAGGGGAUUGUAAUUUGUGUCUUUUUGUUAUUUAAGUAUAUAAACAAAGUAAUAUAGACUUAAAAAUCUUAAAGAAGCACAAAAAGGAUUAUAAUGAAAAAUAGUCUAUUGACUCACCCUUCCUACUCUUAGUCCUCCCUAAAGGCAACAACUUUCCACUUCUUUUAGCCACUUCUUUCUUUAGGAAUCUUAGACAUUAUUGACUUCCUAUUAUGUUACAUAAAGUUCUACCACCUUUAAACCUUCCCCUUUUCAUUCUAUUUUAUAAUUGCAUCACCAUUUUUAAGCCAGGCAAUAUACCAUGAUUGUUUUUCCUCUCCUGUACAUUUUUUAGUGAAAUAAAUACCUGCCUUUUUAUAAAAUAUAUUUUUAUUGAUUUCAGAGAGGGAGGGGGAGAGAGAGAGAGAGAGAGAGAGAGAGAGACAUUAAUGAUGAGAGAGAAUCAUUGAUCGGCUGCCUUCUGCACGCCCCCAACUGGGGAUCGAGCCCACAACCAGGCAUGUGCCCUUGACCGGAAUCGAACCUGGGACCCUUCAGUCCACAGGCUGAUGCUCUAUCCACUGAGCCAAACCAGCUAGGGCACCUGCCUAUUUUUUAUUUGCUAUAUACCCAUGGGUAAUUCUUCCCAAAUGUUUCACAUGAUCAAUUACUUCAAAAUACAAUUUUCCUCAUAGUCCAAGUAUCAGAUCACUUCAGUUGCACUUCUUUUCUGGAAGAUCUGCCUCUGAGAACCUACUCCUUCUGAGCUGCUGCUUCCUGGGCCUGCCACACAACUAUCAACCUAGGCCUGCCCAUGACUAUGCCCUCUUUCUCUAUUUUCUCUCCCAUGAGUUCAAGGACUCCGUGCAAUAAUUCCUACCCUAGCUGUCCAAGGACUCUGUGUCAAAGCUCUGCAAGUGAUGAGGUUUUUUAAUGUGGACUUUUAUUUCACAAACAGUAUUUUGCUUGUCUUGAAGAAUCAACUCUUGCAGUGAUGAUUCACAACUGAAAAGACACUUUCAAGAUUAAGACUUUAGUUUCUUAAUCUAGAGUUUCUCCAGGCAUAUUCCCAGACAUCCGGGGUAGUAUAUUUUCCUUUAAAAAGAGUUAAUUUGUAUACUAAAGUGUGAGAAACAUCAUCUUAACUGAAAGUAAUGGUCUUCUAACAGUGCCCUCUGGACUCCAGCUGCAGUGGGUGGGAGGUGGAGCUUAUGGCAGGGGAAGUAGGGAUAAGUGGUCCUUUUUGUCACCCAGACAUUCAGUACCCGAUCUCCAUGUGCAGUUGGUACAUAUACACACACACACAUGCACCUCACAUCUAUUAACUAUUUCUUACACCUUUAUUCUCCAUUGAUGUGAAUAGCCAACCUCAUUGUUAUAGGCUAUUCUUCAUCUGGGCCUAAUAAUAAUCAGUCAUUCUCUACUAGAUAAUUUGGCUUUUUUUCUUAAAUAAACUUUUCAUUUGGGAUCGUUUUAGAUUUACAGAAAAUUUGUGGAAGUAUUAGAGGGGGUCCCCAUUUAUCCCAAACCCAGUUUCCCCUGUUAGUAACAUCUUACAUUAGUGUAAUACAUUUAUCACAAUUAAUGAACCAAUGUCCAUACAUUGUUAUUAACUAAAGCCCAUACUUCAAUCAGAUUUCCU
Molecule: messenger RNA, 4008 nt
Organism: Myotis daubentonii (Daubenton's bat)
Lineage: Eukaryota; Metazoa; Chordata; Mammalia; Chiroptera; Vespertilionidae
Gene: PHF7
Product: PHD finger protein 7
Cellular component (GO): nucleus
Source: RefSeq, a predicted model, not a curated record